This is a messenger RNA of Malus domestica (apple), 2928 nucleotides long. Its product is annotated as type IV inositol polyphosphate 5-phosphatase 7-like. The record is from RefSeq and is a predicted model, not a curated record. Gene Ontology annotation, biological process: phosphatidylinositol dephosphorylation. Gene Ontology annotation, molecular function: phosphatidylinositol-4,5-bisphosphate 5-phosphatase activity; phosphatidylinositol-3,4,5-trisphosphate 5-phosphatase activity; inositol-polyphosphate 5-phosphatase activity. NCBI's taxonomy places the organism in Eukaryota, Viridiplantae, Streptophyta, Magnoliopsida, Rosales, Rosaceae.
CCUCACUCUCUGUCUCUCGUCUUGCACUUUAUACUGUUCAAGUUCGAUACUUUGCUGUUGUUACCAAGAACGAGGCGCUUUGGUUCAAAGAGAGAGAAGGGGACUCUCUUUUUCUUUCUGCCUCUCUCUCUAUGUCUGCCGCAUUGUCUUGUUCUAAAUUCAGAAUCUCAUCUCACUCCCACGCAUUAAACCGCGCUCUCUCUCUCUCUCUCUCUCUCUCUCUCUCUCUUACCAGUCUUUGAGCCUUCAUAUUCUUCUGGGUUUUCCUUCUUUGAGCCUACACAUCACCAUUGAGUGCGUUUAAUAGCGCAACUACACCAAAACAGUAAAUCCCAUUUAUUAUUGGCCACAAAUAAGAAAAACCAUUCGCAGUUUCCUCUCUUUUCUCCAAUAUUUGCAGAUUACUGGAUUGUUUUUAGAGUUUUAGGAUUAAAGGAGUAAACUUUUAUCAUAUUUGGGGAAGCAGAGAAUAAACCAAGAAGCUGUAUGAAGUAAUAGUGAAACAAUGAGAGUUGAGAAUUCCAAGAAAAGCACGCUCUCAUGGUCAAAGAAAAUGGUCAGAAAGUGGUUCAAUAUCAAGAGCAAAAAUGAGGACUUUCAGGCAGAUGAUGUUAACUAUGGAGGAGGUGAUCAGGUUGAAUACAGGACUAGUUUCUCAGAGAGGGAACCAUGCACAAUUAAGAAAAGCAAGACAGAAAAGUUUAGCAAGAACACAGAGCAAGUUCGUAGGCGAAAAAUGAAUCUCGAUCAUCCUCGAAUCAUAGAUGUAGAGAACCAUAGCAUUUUUGUUGCUACAUGGAAUGUGGCCGGGAGAUCUCCUCCGAGUAAUCUGAAACUGGAUGAUUGGCUUCACGCCUCACCUCCUGCGGAUAUUUAUGUUCUUGGGUUUCAAGAGAUAGUUCCUCUAAAUGCUGGUAAUGUUCUGGGCGCAGAAGACAAUGGCCCUGCCAAGAAAUGGUUGGCUCUCAUUCGGAAGACCUUAAACAAUCUUCCCGGGACCAGUGGGGGUGGUGGGUGCUAUACACCAUCUCCCAUCCCACAGCCAAUUGUAGAACUACAUGCAGAUUUUGAGGGAUCAGCUAGGCAGAAGAACUCGUCUUUCUUCCAACGUCGAUCAUUUCAAGCAACCCACAGCUGGAGAACGGAGAAUGACCCUUCUAUCUCACAACCUCGACUUGAUCGAAGGUUCAGUGUUUGUGAUCGAGUGAUCUUUGCUCACAGGCAAAGUGACUAUGGUCACAGGCAAAGCGACUAUGGUCAGAGGCCAAGUGAUUAUGGUCACAGGCCAAGUGAUUAUGGUCACAGGCCAAGUGAUUGUGAUCCCAAUUUCAAAUGCGGUCAUAGGCCGAGUGACUAUUCAAGGCCGAGUGACUACUCAAGGCCAAGUGACUACUCUAGACCGAGUGACUAUUCUAGGUGGGCAUCGUCUGAUGAUGAUAACGGACCAGGUGAUUCACCAAGUACUGUUUUAUUCUCACCAAUGUCCUAUGGCGGAUCUGCAUCCAAUGAUGGAUAUAGAAUGCCGGGGCAUUCAAGGUAUAACUUAGUUGCAAGCAAGCAAAUGGUUGGCAUAUUUCUCACGGUAUGGGUCAGGAGUGAGCUGAGGGAUUCUGUGAAAGACAUGAAAGUAUCAUGUGUUGGAAGAGGUUUAAUGGGUUAUCUUGGAAAUAAGGGAUCCAUUUCAGUGAGCAUGUCUCUCCACGAUACGACCUUUUGCUUUGUUUGUACUCAUUUAACCUCUGGACAAAAGGAGGGUGAUGAACUAAGAAGGAAUUCUGAUGUCAUGGAGAUCCUUCGGAAGACUAGAUUUCCAAAAGUUAAGGGCUCUGGCGCGCUGAAAUCCCCAGAAACAAUCUUGGAGCAUGAUCGAGUUAUUUGGCUUGGGGAUUUGAAUUAUCGAAUUUCCCUCUCUUACCGCUCUGCUAAAGCGUUAGUCGAGAUGCAAAACUGGAGGGCCUUGUUAGAGAAUGACCAGUUACGGAUAGAGCAGAAACGAGGUCGUGUUUUUAGGGGCUGGAAUGAGGGGAAGAUUUAUUUUCCACCAACUUACAAGUAUUCGACAAAUUCAGACAGAUAUGCAGGGGAUGAUAUGCACCCAAAGGAGAAACGUCGAACACCUGCUUGGUGUGAUCGAAUAUUGUGGUAUGGUGAAGGUCUCCAGCAAUUAUCGUAUGUACGUGGGGAAUCUAGGUUCUCAGAUCACAGACCAGUUUAUGGCGUAUUUUGGGCUGAGGUUGAAUCAAGCCAUAACCGGUUGAAGAAAAGCAUGAGUUAUUCUAGUUCCAGGAUAGAAGUUGAGGAGCUUCUUCCAUAUUCACAUGGAUAUACCGAGCUAAACUUUUUCUGAAGGAUGAGGGAACAAUGAUGACCCACAUCGGUCCUGCAUUCAGUUGCAGUUGCAGGCGGGAAUCACUUUGAAGAACACAUCCUUGUAGUGUCGAUAGAGACACUCCCUUAGCCCACAAACCGAAAAAGCAGGUGCUAAUUUUGCAAUUUUGGUCUGUUAACUCACACAUGAACAGAAAAUUGUACAGUAACUACAGUUGGUUUCAUAACCUGGUGGCAGUAAAAAAAUCAGUUUCAGCAGUCAGAAACAACACUCCAUUAUUUGGUCAUCCAGUUAAUAAGCACUUACCCCACAUUAAUUAGGAUGAACUCAGCCAAUCGGAACUCGCCAAGUGGAAGAACAAGAAGAUUAUUAUUAUUUUUAAUUAUUCGUGAUUCUUUAUUUGUUUAGGAAUUAGGGAUAUAUAUAUGAUGACUGAAUGAAAGUGAAAAGGGUAAAAAUAAUCAUUUUCUUACAUCCUUUUUGUUAUUAAAUGCAAAGAAAAUAGAAUGAAAAAGAAUGGUGCCUUAUGAUUGAAGUCCAAAAGCCUCCUGUUCUUCCAGACUUCCAGUUGUGGCAAUUGAUUUAUCCUGAAAAAGUUA